GUAUUCAUAAGAAUCUCCAUUUUGCCAUUAUUCUAGAUAUAGAUGAUUAUGAAUUAUUCAGUAAUUGGUUACAAUCGAAUCCUUCAUUUUAUAAAUAUUGUUCUGUUCAAUCGAUGGAUUGUUGGUCUAAAUUUAGUUUACUUCAAAUUCCUAAACUACUGAUACCUAAAUCUUGUAUACCGAAUAACACAAAUAGUUUUAUUCAAGCUUGUGUCAACAUUCAUAAUUCAGCUCCUUAUCCUCAUAUGAUGAUGCCCACACCACGUCACUUUAUUUCAUUAUGCAAUAAUUAUGCCCGAGUGGAACAAAAUCAUAGACAAAAAUUACAAUCAGAAGUUAAACGACUAAAAAGUGGUUUAAUCAAGUUGAAAGAAGCACGUGAACGUGUAACACAAUUGAAACAGCAUGCAGUUGAACAAGGUGAACUGCUGGUUGAAAAACAAACUGAAGCUGAUAAAGCUUUAGAACAAAUAAGCGCUGCAAUACAGGGUGCAGCUGAACAACGUUCAGAAAUGGAGAAAUUACAAAGUCGGACAACAGAUGAAUCCACUCGUUUAGAACGUCGAAAAUUGGAAAUUGAUGCAGAACUCAGUGAAAUUGAACCACUAGUUCAUCAAGCUAGAUCUGCUGUUGGAAAUAUAAAGUCAGAAGCUUUGUCUGAAAUUCGUGCAUUACGUGCACCACCGGAUAUUAUACGUGAUAUAUUAGAGGGUGUUUUAUUACUUAUGGGCAUACGUGAUACAUCAUGGGUUAGUAUGCGUGGAUUUUUAGCUAAAAGAGGAGUUCAAGAGGAGAUUUUGAAUUUUGAUGCUAGAAAAAUUACACCAGAUUUACGUCUUAGUGUUGAGGAGUUGUUAGCAAAAAACCAAGAAUCCUUUGAACCAAGGGUUGCUAAACGUGCAUCCGUCGCAGCUGCUCCUUUAGCCACAUGGGUUCGUGCUAAUGUACAAUAUGCUAAAGUGUUGGAACGUAUUGCUCCAUUAGAAGUAGAGCAUGCUAAAUUAAAACAAUCAUUAAUUCAAGCUGAAAAUUCAUUGACAAGUUUAAGUAAAGGUUUAAGUAAUGUAGAUUCUAACGUAGCUAAUCUACGGACUGUUUUUGAAAAGCGUACAUCCGAAGCAGCAAAUUUAAAAAUGGAGCUUGAAAAAACACGUGAAACAUUGUUGUCAGCUGAAACAUUAGUCGGUGAAUUAGAAAGUGAGCAUACACGCUGGGAUAAUCAGAUCAAUGAAAUAACUAUACAGUUAGCUAGUCUACCACCAUUCGCACUGAUUGCAUCUGCAUUCAUAACUUAUUUAUCACCUUGUCCUGAAGAUGUGCGUCGGCAACAAAUCACAAAUUGGAUUAAAGAUUUAACUAAUCUUGGUAUAAUGCCAACAUCUUUAUCUUCUGAGAUAAACAACGAUCGCACACCAAGUCAAGAUUUUGAUUUACGUAGAUUUUUAUCUACUGAACAUGAGCAGUUGUUAUGGUAUAGUCAAGGUCUAUCGUCAGAUCAAUUAUCAGGAGAAAAUGCUGUUACUAUUGUACAUACUACAAUGUGUCCAUUCAUUAUUGAUCCGUCGUCAAGAGCAUUAAACUGGUUAAAGGUUUAUUUGAAAGAUCAACGUUUAGAAAUUGUAAAUCAACAAAGCCCAAAUUUUAUAACAACAUUAGAAUUAGCUGUUAGAUUUGGAAAAUGUUUAAUUGUACAAGAAGUUGAUGAAAUUGAACCCAUACUUAUGCCACUAUUAUCAAAAGAUUUGAUUUUACAAGGAUCACGAAAUUUUAUAAGAAUUGGUGAAAAAUUAAUAGAUUAUCAUCAAGAUUUUCGUUUAUUUCUAUGUACACGUAAACCAUUACAAGGCAUAGAUUAUAUUCAACCAAUUAGUGCUAAUGCAUUAGUUACUAUUAUUAAUUUUAUUUCAACACGAACUGGUUUAAUAGAACAAUUAUUAGAGAUUACUUUACAAAAUGAAUGUCCACAAUUAGAAAAUCAACGUCAACAAUUAAUUCAUCAUGAAGAGAAAAUGAAAGUGGAAUUAGCUAAAUUAGAAAAUGAUUUACUAGAGGAAUUGUCAAAUGCUCAUGGUAAUAUAUUAGAGAAUAAAGAACUUUUGUCAUCAUUAAAUAAAACGAAGCAAUCAAGUUUAGUUGUAACGAAUUCAUUGAAAGAAUCCCUACGUUUACAAGCUGAAUUGAAUAAGGAGAGAAAUGUAUUUUAUCCAUUAGCUGAAACUAGCAGUCGACUUUAUUUCGCUCUGAAAGAUCUCAUGAAAAUUAAUCAUAUGUAUCAAUUCAGUUUAAACAGCUUUCUAUAUCUUUAUCAACGUGCUCUCUCUAUGCCACAUAAUACUGGACUGAAGACAUCAGAACGUAUUCAAUCAUUGCAAAAACAUAUAGAACAAUUAGUUUAUGAAAAUGUCUGUCGAGCAUUAUUUAAACCAGAUCGUUUAAUGUUUGCAUUACACAUGGUUCGUACAAUGCGUCCACAAUCAUUAACAGAUGAAGAAUGGCUAUUUUUUAUUGGAUUUAAUGUAAUGGAAUCAUGUCAUACUGGUGAGAAUCUUUACAGUUGGUUAGAUGCUGAACGAGCUCGUAACUUGAUGAAGCUUAAAAGUGCACUUCCGAAUAUUUAUGAAAAUCUAUGUUUUGAAGAUUCUCAAUUUUGGACGAAUUGGUUACAUGAGAAUGAUGUUGAAAUGAAACCAAUGCCUAAGAAUCUACAAUCGAAAUCAUUGACACCUUUUCAUUUCACAGUUCUUGCAGUUCAAGCUCUUCGACCUGAUCGUUUAUAUUCUGCUAUGUCACAGUUUGCUAGUCGAACAUUAGACUUACCUCAACUAAGUCCAUCAACUUUGAAUUUACACAGAUUAUUUGAAACUGAAACAAGAUCAACAGAACCUAUUCUAAUAUUAAUUAGUCCAGGAGCUGAUCCAUCACAAGAAUUAUCUGAAGCAGCUACACUUCAUUUCUCACGUAAAAUAUUUAAUAAAACAUCAGAGACAACCUCAUCACAUUAUCGUCAAAUUGCUAUGGGUCAAGGUCAGACCGACUUAGCCAUAAAAGAACUACAUUUAGCUGCAAAACAUGGUGAUUGGUUAUGUUUGAAAAAUUUACACCUUGUUAUACAUUGGCUACCAGUAUUGGAGAAAGAAAUUAACACAUUGUUGAAUAUCAAUAAGAAAAGUUCAAUUAGUCCUAGCAAUAAUGGUAAUAAUGAUAAUUAUGAUAAUGGUACAAUUAAUAAAUCUAUUGAUACUGAACAUUGUGUACAUGAAGAUUUCAGAUUAUGGUUAACUGCAGAACCACGUACCACAUUUCCAUCUACAUUAUUACAAGGUUGCCUUAAAAUAGCUUAUGAAGCUCCACCUGGAUUAAAACGGAAUCUACAAAGAACUUAUGAAACUUGGCCAAGAAACUAUAUAUCUCAAGGAAAUUCAAAGACUCGAGCAACUCUACUUGCAUGCCUAGCUUGGUUUCAUGCUGUUGUGCAAGAAAGACGAACUUAUAUCCCACAGGGAUGGACGAAAUUUUACGAGUUUACAUUUGCUGAUCUUCGUGCUGCAGCCGACGUAAUCGAUCGGUUAUUAUUGACAGAUCAUGGUCAAAUAUCUAGAACAACUGAAGAUAUUUGGUCGUGGAUUCAUGGUUUAUUUGGUGAAUCAAUUUACGGUGGUCGUAUGGAUAAUACAGUGGACUUAAGUGUAUUAAAUUCAUAUCUAACUUCAAUAUUUAACGAUGAUACAGUGAGAAAUCGUCAACUUGGUCCUUUCAAACUACCUGGUACAAUUGAAUUAAAAGACUAUAUUGUUCAAAUCAAUACUUUGCCUGAUCACGAUCUUCCUAUAUAUUUUAAUUUAUCACCUAAUAUUGAAAAUAGUAUGCAAAGAAGUGAAGCCAAUCGUGUAAUUGCUCAACUUAGAUUACUUAAUCGACCUGCCAUGGAUACUAAACAUAAAUUUGAUAAAAGUCUAUGGAGUAAAGAAUUAGGACCAAUAUUGAUAUUAUGGAAGAAACUUAAUCAAGGUUUAAAUUUAUUACAAUCUCGAACAUCAAACAAAACUAACAAAUCUACCCUGUCUAAGUCAGGAGACGAUAUCAGUUCUGAGAAUAGAUCAACAAUAGAAAGUCCGAUUCAAGAAUUUUUACAUUUAGAAUUACAUAACGCUCUUCAGCUUAUUCAACAUGUGCAUUUAAGUUUAGCUAGUAUUGCACGAGCAUGUAAAGGGACUCAGUUAGUAACUGGAGUUAUGCAUCAAUUAGCUAAUAGUUUAUUACAUGGUGAAACACCUGAUUCAUGGUUAUUACAAUGGCCUGAAGGACCGAAUGAAGUAGUCCCUUUCCUACGAGAAUUAGUUGUUAAAGCGAAUGCUGUACAAACGUGGACCAAACAGGCAGAAAACAAUCAGUUUUCCAAUGAACAAAAUGUACAAUCUUUAGACUUAGCCAAUCUAUUUCAUCCGGCCACCUUUUUAAACGCUUUACGUCAACAAAGUGCAAGAUGCUUGAAUGUACCAAUUGACACACUUAAACUAUCAUGUCAAUGGCUGGAAUCAAAUGAUCGUAGGAAUAAAUCCUCUGGAAAUAGUCAAUCAUUACCAAUACGUAUUACGAAUUUGAAAUUGGAGGGUGCCAAUUUCCGAAAUGGUCAACUUAGUCAAAGUUGCCAAAAUGAUUCAAGUCUUAUUCAACUACCUGAUAUUUUGUUACGAUGGAUUCAACAAGAUGAACAAGAUUCAUUGAAUGAAAACAAUUCUAUUUAUUUACCAAUUUAUACAAAUAAUACUCGUGAACAUUUGGUGACAUAUAUUCGAGUCCCCUGUCCUUCAGGUAGUCAAAAACAAUGGAUUCAAGCUGGAACAGCUUUAUUACUUCAUUGUUUGUAAUGAAUAACUGUGAUUGAUUGAGUCAUCUAUCUACGUUCAUUUCUUCCAUGGAUUAUAUAGGAAUAAACACAUUUUGAUUAUUAUCAGUUAUGUGAAUAUGAAUUGCUCAUUAUACUUCGUUAGAUUCUUUGUUUAUACAACUAUAAUUGAUUAAUAUCGUAUUAUAUUGGUAAAACGAAUAUGAUUUUUAAAAAAAACUUAAUAUCUUGUGUGUUUUUACAUAAACUAAGGUAAAUGUAUCUGCUUAAAAC
Schistosoma margrebowiei is the source of this 5119-nucleotide messenger RNA. NCBI's taxonomy places the organism in Eukaryota, Metazoa, Platyhelminthes, Trematoda, Strigeidida, Schistosomatidae. The record is from the annotation of a GenBank genome assembly.